GUAAUCAUAACCAACCCCUUUCCCGCCGAUCCUAUCACACUCAUUCAACUUCAACGCAUAUCCCUCACAACUCUCUCCAUUUCUUUUCUUCUCCCUACUCCCUACUUCCCUUCGUUUCUCACUUCACACUUCUUCUCCCUCCUUCUUCUUCUUCUUCUUCUUCUUCUACUACUACUACUACUUCUUGCUGCUCAAUCCUCUCCCCAUCCUCCCAAGUCUGGAAUUGAAGACGUAGAUAAUCGCACCGUUUCGUCCUUCCGAUGAAGCUUCGUCCCCGUAAGCCCGCCUCCAAUGUAUUGAUCGAAGAAGGAAACGUAGACGGAGAUUUCUCUGAUGAUAUAGACGUGUCAUCUCUUGUUUCCGACUGUGGAAGUGAAGAUCUUUCCUCGAGUUCUGAGGACUUCAGCGAGCAUUCAACAAAGAAGUCUAGAGCAAGGACACAGAAAAAACGUAUUAAAAAGGAUGGGCCCAGCAUUGAGCAGGAAGUGGGAAGCAAUGUAGGCAAUGAUGAAAACCUAAACAAUCCGAGACCAGAAAUUGCUGACUCCCAGGGUGUGGUUGAUAUAGAGAAGCCAAAGACCAAGUACUCAAGGAAAAAGAAGACAAAGCCUACCCUUUUGUGGAAUAUCUGGGAGGAAGAAUAUGAGAGAUGGAUUGAUGAAAACAUUGAAAAAGAUUUUGAUUUGGCUAAUCAGAAUGAAGUAUUUGCUGAAGCUGUUGAAACACCCGCUGCACUUACGAUGCCCCUGCUACGGUACCAGAAAGAGUGGCUAGCUUGGGCACUGAAGCAGGAAGAUUCUUCAAUUAAAGGUGGGAUACUUGCAGAUGAAAUGGGAAUGGGAAAAACCAUCCAAGCUAUUGCGCUGGUACUUGCUAAACGUCAGCUAUCUGGUACUGCUGGAUUGAGAAGACCCUCAUCGAAUCCAAGUUCUUCCAAGGACUUGCCUUUGAUCAAAGCAACUCUUGUGAUAUGUCCUGUGGUUGCUGUGAGCCAGUGGGUAAGUGAGAUUGAUCGUUUCACAUCAGAGGGAAGUUACAAGGUGCUUGUGUAUCAUGGUCCAAAACGAGAACGGAGUCUUGAGGUUUUAUCAGAAUAUGAUUUUGUUAUUACCACAUACUCUGUUGUCGAGGCUGAUUACAGGAAAUAUCUGAUGCCCCCCAAGGAUAGGUGCCCUUACUGUAGUAAACUAUUUCAUAAGAAGAAUUUGAAGUUUCACUUGAUGUACAUCUGUGGGCCUGAUGCUGUUAAAACAGAGAAGCAGUCGAAGCAACAAAGGAAAAGGCCUAUACAGCCACAAAUAUGUAAACAGGAGAAAUCUGAUAAAGAUAAGAACAAUAAUGUUCACAAAAGUGGUGGCCAGAAAAGCACUCUUGGACAGACAGUGGAGGAGCAUGAGAAUGAUGAAAAACAUCGUGGGAAUUCAAUAUUGCAUUCUGUGAUAUGGGACCGUGUCAUUUUGGAUGAGGCACAUUUCAUAAAAGAUAGGCUGUCUAAUACUGCAAAAGCUGUUCUUGCAAUUUCUUCUUCAUUUAGAUGGGCUUUAAGUGGCACACCUAUCCAGAAUCGCGUUGGGGAGCUUUACUCGCUUGUUCGCUUCCUGCAAAUUGUCCCCUAUUCUUUCUACUUCUGUAAGGACUGUGAUUGUAGAACACUCGAUCAUAGUUCCCUUACCUGUCCUAACUGCCCUCAUAAACGUGUGCGGCAUUUUUGCUGGUGGAACAAGAAUAUUUCUCAACGGAUUCAAAAUUUUGGGAGAGGUCCAGAGUUUAAAAGAGGGAUGAUAUUGCUGAAGCAUAAGAUUUUAAGUACCAUUGUGCUUCGACGCACCAAAAAGGGUAGAGCUGCUGAUCUGGCUCUUCCUCCAAGUACUGUUUCAAUUAGGCGAGAUACCCUUGACAUUCAAGAAGAAGAUUUUUAUGAAUCAUUGUAUAAUGAUAGUCGAGCAAAAUUUAAUACUUUUGUUGCAGCUGGAACGGUAACAAGUAAUUAUGCACACAUAUUUGACCUAUUGAUUCGCUUGAGACAGGCGGUUAAUCAUCCAUAUCUUGUGGUGUAUUCUAAAACUAAUGCCAUAAAUAGUGGAAACAUUGAUGAUUCUGAUAGUAAUAACAAGCAAGUAUGUGGAAUUUGUUAUGAGCCAGCAGAAGAACCUGUGGAUACCUCUUGCAAGCACACAUUUUGUAAGGCCUGCUUAAUUGAUUAUGCCGGUGAUUUUUCGAAGCCUGUCUCAUGUCCUUCUUGCUCAAAGAUGCUCACCAGUGACUUCAUCACAAGUAUGGCUUUUAAAGAUCAAACCGUUAAAAAUAAAAUUAAGGGGUUUAAAUCUUCAAGUAUUCUUAACAGAAUACAGCUGGAGAACUUUCAGACGAGCACAAAAAUAGAAGCUUUGAGAGAAGAAAUUAGAUUCAUGUUUGAAAGAGAUGGUUCUGCCAAAGGAAUCGUUUUUAGCCAAUUCACUUCAUUUUUGGAUCUCAUAAACUAUUCCUUGUCUAAGUCUGGUAUUACCUGCGUUCAAUUAGUUGGAAGCAUGUCGUUGACUCAAAGAGCCGAUGCUAUUAAUAGAUUCAUUGAAGAUCCAGAUUGCAAGAUUUUUCUAAUGAGCUUGAAAGCAGGAGGGGUUGCCCUCAAUCUUACUGUGGCAUCGCAUGUCUUCAUUAUGGACCCUUGGUGGAAUCCUGCUGUGGAAAGGCAAGCACAAGAUAGAAUCCAUCGAAUUGGGCAGUAUAAACCUAUCAGAAUUAUGAGAUUUUUUAUUGAAAACUCCAUCGAGGAGAGGAUUUUGAAGCUACAAGAGAGGAAAGAACUGGUAUUUGAAGGAACUGUAGGUCGCUCAAAUGAGGCCUUGGGAAGAUUAACCUUGGAUGACAUGAGAUACCUGUUUCUUUGACCAAGUUCUCCCACAAAAAUAGCAUUUCAAAAGAACAGAGGAAAGAACUCAAAAUUUUGUUCAUGUACAUGCACACAGUCUCACCCAACACCCCUUUUCUCCAAUCUAAUUCCAAAUUUUGAUUCGGUGUAAAUGCCUUUGUUUUGAUCAUAGUUUUGUUGAGUAAAUCUAUUUUGGUUUUUACGGGACUGAGUUCCUUUAAGUUGUGGGCUUAGAUCCGUCAUAUUCUCUUCGCUCUCUUGUGCACACAAUAGAAAGAAAAGUAGUUGAAAAAGUAGGAACUUUAACUUUUUUCUUUUUUGUAUAUUCAUUUGACAGUUGGUGAAUAUUAUUGAUUGGUUUUGUUUUUCCCUGUGGGAAAAAACGCAUCUGUUGGUUUAGUUGAACAAAUGUAGUGCAAGAUUUGAUAAUCUAAUCUCUUAAACAAUUAACUUA
Messenger RNA from Cucumis sativus (cucumber), 3323 nucleotides. Its product is annotated as DNA repair protein RAD16. NCBI's taxonomy places the organism in Eukaryota, Viridiplantae, Streptophyta, Magnoliopsida, Cucurbitales, Cucurbitaceae. The transcript has 16 exons. The record is from RefSeq and is a predicted model, not a curated record. Bases 261 to 2888 code for a protein of 875 amino acids. Gene Ontology annotation, molecular function: ATP binding; ATP-dependent chromatin remodeler activity; metal ion binding.